Messenger RNA from Parasteatoda tepidariorum (common house spider), 1084 nucleotides. Its product is annotated as cell cycle checkpoint protein RAD17. Gene Ontology annotation, molecular function: chromatin binding; DNA clamp loader activity. NCBI's taxonomy places the organism in Eukaryota, Metazoa, Arthropoda, Arachnida, Araneae, Theridiidae. The record is from RefSeq and is a predicted model, not a curated record. Gene Ontology annotation, biological process: DNA repair; DNA damage checkpoint signaling; mitotic DNA replication checkpoint signaling.
CAACAUAUUUUCACUCCAAAAUUGUUUGGGGCACGGUAAAGUGAAGUUUUGAAUUCCACUAAAACAAAGUCAUUAUGCUUGACCAUAGAGGAAAAGCGAUAUAUUAAAACUUCUUUCAUUGUGAUUCUAAGACUCCACUUUAUUAUGGUCUCUAAAGGGACUUCACUAAAGCGCAAACACAAAGAUUUGUUUCAGGGCGGGAAUGAUAAUUCUGAACAUUACUCGACAUGGGUCGAAGAAUUUUCACCGACUAAUGUUGUGUUUCUUUUCAAUCAUACCUCUGUGAGAAAGGGUGACUUAUUGAACAUCUGUUUUCUUAUCAUCUGGCCCUUAAGCAAGGGGAGUCAUUACUGCCAGCUUCUCGCAGAAGAGCUUGCAAUUCAUAAAAAAAAAGUUUCUGAAGUACAAGUCUGGAUUCAGACUGCAACUAAUAAACAGAAUAAAGAGUGUUUCCUUAUUUUGAGUGGCCCACCAGGUGUAGGAAAGACUGCAACGGUCAAAGCUUUAUCUAAAUCUCUUGAUAUUGAGUUAUUCACUUGGUCAAAUAAGCAUCAAGAAAAUGCCAAAAACACAUAUGAUGGAGUUUCCAAAUGCUUUUAUAAGAGAUCCAACACUGCUUCAUUGCAUUCUAAGUGUUUGUUCUCAAAAGGAGGUACGCUGUUCAGUCUUAUCAUCCAGUCAUUUUCAUCAUUAGUGAUAAUGAUGAAGGUUCUCUUUUGCCUAAGGAUUUGCAGUUUUCUUUGAAAAUCAAAAAUAUUAGGUAAAUAGUUUUAUUGUAAUGCUACUUUUAUGUGUAUUAAACAAGGAUAGAUCAGGGAACAGAUUUUUUACUGAUACACUACAGGUUUUAUGUAAUAUAUUUUUUUCAUCACCUAGUAUUUUGGAUUUGUUUUGUUGGUUUUGUAACAUAACGUAUUUGAACAUGUUUGUUGACCACUAUAUAAAAUAUGGUAAAUUUUAGGAUUUUUAGAAGAAUGGAGUGCGUAAAAAUGAGCAUUUUUCAACUAAAAAUACAGUUAAUCCAUGACGUUUGUGAGCCUCCAUUAUCUGAUUUGACAAAAGUAAACCAUUUUUAUACCCUAAG